AUGUCGGCUCUGCAGACCUUCAUGCUGGUUGUCGACAAUGACAAAGAUGAAGCAAAGAGCAUCGCUACCUCCGUGGCCCAAGACGUGGAGAGCAAGAAGACCACUUUGAUCGAUAUUGUUCGACAGCUUGGUGAAUAUAUCAAUGACGAAGAUCCAAUCCUACGGGGAAAGGCGAUUUCCUUCCUCACCGCGGUGAUCAAGGCACUGCCGCCCCGCUUCCUAUCGAGACAACAGAUCCAAGUUCUGACGACAUUCUUUGGUGACCGAAUUGAGGAUGGCGGUGCGGUUGCAGGGCUGGACAGACUGCAGGGAUUGGAGCGGUUCAACAAGGAAUUGGCUAUCGAGACUGCUCAAGCCUUAUUCGGCAACUUCCAGGACCUCCAGUCUCGUUCCCAGACACAGCGGUUCCAAGUUUAUCAGUUGCUGAAUGAAUUGAUGUCGAGGCACCGUGAGGCUUUGCGUGAAAUGGGCGACGAUUCCCUUAUGGGGAUUGUGGAUCUCAUGACUGGAGAGAAGGAUCCGCGUAACCUGAUGAUGGUUUUCUCCAUAUUGAAGGUUGUUAUGAUGGAGUGGGAUAUUACAAACCAUGCCGAGCUCCUUUUCGACUCGGUGUACAAUUACUUCCCGAUCACUUUCCGACCUCCGCCAAACGAUCCAUAUGGAAUCACCGCACAAGAUUUGAAAGGCAGAUUGCAGGAUUGCAUUUCUGCAUCGAGACACUUUGCUCCGCAUGCUAUACCAUCAUUGCUGGACAAGCUGGAUUCUACGUCUCCGAAUGUUAAGAAAGAUGCGCUGAACGCAUUGAUUGCGUGUAUUCAUUCGUACGAUCCGGACACCGUAUCCCGAUACUCAAUCACCAUCUGGGAAGUUCUCAAGUUUGAAAUACUUAAUGCCCAAGAGGAAUUUCUGUCAGAAUCAUCUCUGGAGGCUCUUUCUGGAAUCGCACAGCGACUUUCUGAAGGAGUUACCGAAAUUACAUCGAAUCUGCCUCUUGCACAAUAUCUCCGCCCUAUCACCCAGGAGUGUAAUGAGCAAUUGCAAGAGCCUCAGCAGAAGCAGGCAAAGCCUGCCCAACAAAUCCUGAGCUCGCUAUCGUCGUCCUCUGUUGCAGCAUUCACACUAAUCGUACAGACUGUUGUUGCUCCAAUCCUUACUAUCUACCAAGAGGCGGAUGGAAUUGUUAAGCAACGGGCUCUCCUUGAGACGCUGGCUGUUCUGUUCCAAUCUGCAACCCAGGUCUUCGGACAGUGGACCACUCGCGGAGGCGAAGUUGCUCAAGUGAACCCCUUGGUCGAAUUCAAGGAUCAGUUUUCAGAUGUCUUAGGACAGGCUCUGAUGGGCUCUGCUAAAGAUGAGGUUUCUUUCCGUGUCACUGCUUUGAAGGGUUUCCUGCGACUUUCGACCUUGCGUGAUUUCUUCCAGGACAAUGAAACUGGGCUGUUCGUUCAAUACCUGGAUGAAAUUCUUCUCACAGAGGAGUCCGUUGGUCGGGAUGACCUGAAGAAAGAAGCCAUUGCAGCAUUGGCCGAAAUUUCCAAGCACAAACCUCGCUUGAUUAUGGAUAUCACUUUCCCUGCAUUUGUAGCCACACUUCCAGAUGAAGACGAUGGUACAAACUCAGCUUACUUGUCAACCUUGGAUACCCUGGCCCAGAUCAGCGUUGAGAGAGACAUCUUCGAAACUCUGUUCCGACGUCUCUUCAGCAAGCUAUCUAUCUUACUCCAAAAGGAGAAGCCUGGAUUUGCAGCCUACCCCCGAGCUAUCCUUGUGACUCUGCUUUAUGUCAUGCAGCAAAGGCAGAUGGAUGCUGAUCCAAAUGUGGACUUGUACUUUGAUAAGAUUGUUGUUGGCCUUUGCCAGAGCGUUGCAGAGUCAGCCUCAGGACAGGGAAAGAACCAUCUCCUCAAUGAUCCCACAAUCCUUGAUACCCUAGGCCGGCUUUGCAACCUUCUUGUACGAGCUGUUUCGGUUCAAAAACAAGAGCAAGCCGCCCGAAAUGUCUACAGUCUCUUCUCGACAGCAGGCUUUGUACCGGUCCCUUUCUCUGAAAAUGCCAGUGCUGAUCAAGAACGCACGAUUAUUAUUUCGACAUAUAUUCUCGCGGGCCUAUCAAAGGACUGCGCCAAUCUCAUUCCUAACACAUCUCCUGAUAUGUCAGGCCUGCUUUCAGAUCUAGUCAAGCGAUCCGUAUCUGACAACGCAGAGCCUGCCACGCACAUUGCCUUCUUGCAUCAUCUGGCAUUGCUUGUCAACAAAUUCCUGUCCAAACAGGAUUUGAAAAUUGCCGAGAAUCUCUUCGAUUCUCUUGUCUCACCCGAAGGCCAGACCUUUACUCCUGCUACGAUUCGUACCAUCUUCUGGCUAUCAAAGGCUCUCGUCCUUCGCCUUGCUCCAUCCACUACACAUAUCCUGACCUCGUUGAUGGGUCUUCUUUCUUCUCCCGACCAGCAAACUAGCCACUCCACUGCUCGCGGAUUUUCCAUUCUCUUAGGCGAUGAUGACGUCCUGUCCGCGACUAACGGUGCCACUAUCCGCCUGCUAUCCAAGCAGCGCGUCUUCACUACGGUCAUCCCCUUGAUCUCUUCUCGCAUCCGCGAUGUUAACAUCGCUGGCAAUGACGACUCUACCACCACUACAUCACCGGACCACAUCAAACCAGCCCACUUGACCGCCCUCGCGGGCAUUCUCUCCACGAUUUCCACGGCCCUCGUCAUGCCCGAACUUCCCACCUUACUUCCACUCCUCCUCCAAUCUCUUGACCUCCAAACAUCUGACUCUGUUGCUGUCCGCGCCGCAACUCUCGACACCCUCGCGGUUAUCAUCCGCGAUAACGGUGUCACCACGAUUGACAAGUGCGGCCACGUCCACAGUCUCGUCCAGAGACUCCUCAAAACAACAGUUGCCAGACCCGGCUCUGGUGUCGUAAACCCUCCCCGUCUCCGGGUCGAUUCACUCAAAUGCCUCUACCUACUCGCCACAAGACAGACUUCUGGCGAGUCAGGCUCUAAUGCCAAGAUUCCGCCUGCGAUCUCCCCGCUUCUUCCAGAAAAAGCACAAGUACUGCGUUCCUUGCGGGCUGUUUUGGAUGAUCCGAAGCGUGAUGUGCGGAAGGCGGCUGUCGAUGCGAGCAGUGCCUGGUUCCGGGGUGUGGAUGAUGUACCGGAAGAGGAUGACUGA
Messenger RNA from Penicillium longicatenatum, 3177 nucleotides. Its product is annotated as MET18/MMS19 family protein. The coding region runs from base 1 to 3177 and encodes 1058 amino acids. Lineage: Eukaryota; Fungi; Ascomycota; Eurotiomycetes; Eurotiales; Aspergillaceae. Gene Ontology annotation, cellular component: cytosolic [4Fe-4S] assembly targeting complex. The transcript has 5 exons. Gene Ontology annotation, biological process: iron-sulfur cluster assembly. The record is from RefSeq and is a predicted model, not a curated record.